GCUACGCGCUUUCCUCGCGACGUGAGAUCGUCGACGUUACGGGAUGGAGGUGGAGCUGGCGGCUGAACCACGUGUACCCUGGAACAAAGCUGAGCAGCCUUCUAUUCUUAGUCCCUACACUGGAUUGUUUACUGGCGGCACAUGUGUCUGUCCGUGUCUUCUGCGCGUGUUGGGAUGUGCGCACUUGCCUGUCAGCCCCACGAAACCGAGAUCAGGGCCAACGCAUUGAUUCACAAUACCAAAGGACCAACUCGCAAUCUCGAUGGAAAGGCGAUCGGAAUGGUCAACGUCUCCCGCACAGGAAAUGACGUCAGAUGCCGAGACGGACAACGGGUUUCACCGAUCGGACCCGCACGAACAAGAAACUUCUUCGAAUGUCUCAUCAGAUGAGUCCAGGAAGGAUGCAGCAGCAACUGGUCUGUCGGAGAGAUCAAAGACUGGCCUGGCGUCACGUGACAGCUUGCUGCUGCUGCGCGCGGUGGCGGAUAAUAACGUGGACGUGGUGUCGUGCCUGCUGGACCUCGGCGCCGACGUCGAUGUGACCAGUCGCGAAGGACACUCUGCCCUGCACCUGGCCGCUGACCUGGGGUACGCUGACCUUUGUGCAGUGUUGGCCGAGCAUGGAGCUGACGUCAACUCCCCGACCCCGGCGGGCCUGACCCCAUUGUUUCUGGCCUCGAGGCGCAACGCCAGGACUGUGAGAACGCUCCUCAGGUUCGGAGCUGAUGUAGGGGUCAUCACCCCGGAGGGCCAGACGACAUUGCACGCAGCUGCGUCAUCGGGGCUUGAUGAUGUCAUCGCAGAAUUAAUUGCGUCAGGAGCUGACGUCAAUGCCGUCAACAACGAGGGUUUGACCCCAUUGUGGCUCGCUGCCAGCUCAGGAUGUCAGAACGCGCUCAGGAUUCUCUUGCAGUAUGGCGCCGAUCCUAACCACGUGCUGGGUGCAGGAUUAGAUGCUCCUCGUCGCCGGCUUGCCUCGGACCUGUACGACUCCGUCGUGGACCAUCACCAGCAGAAAGUACAAAAGCCGCGGGUACACACCCUGCCUGCCUACCAUCACACGCCUUCUCGCGUUCUGCAUCUCCGCCAUAUUGGUGAACACCGCCUUCGCCAUGACGAUCCGCACGAUGAAGAACAUUCCCAGCAGCCGGACAAACAGCAGCAGCAACAUCUUUCAGAACCGCCUCCAGUAGAAGACUAUAAUUCCUUAGAAUACACUUUUUCUCCAUUCGAAGGUUCCAGACAGGGGAUUCCUCAACCCAGGGAAGUAGUUAGCCCUUACCUUGUCUUCCAACUGCCUACCACCCAGGAAACAGCCACCCAACAAUCAAGACGUCCUUUACUAGCCUGCCGGCCUGAUCUGGAACACCUGGAGCCAACCUUUCGUGGCAUGACCUCUCUUCAUCGAGCCGCACAGCUGGGGAUGGAGUCGGUUGCGCGCGCACUUUUAGAGGCUGGUGCGCAUGUCAACGCGAUGACAGAGAAAGGAGAGACGCCGCUGCACUUCGCGGCCCUAUACUCGAGCAUCUCGGGACGGGGGGAGGUCGCCGGCUUGGUGCGCCUGCUUGUCAAGUCCGGGGCAGAGGUUGAGGCCAUCAACUGCCGUGGGGAGACCCCCCUGCACCUGGCAGCCUCCGUCGGAGACGCCGUCACCACCGCCAUCUUGGUGUCAGUAGGGGCGAGCGUCCGCGCGGCCGACCUUUGUGGUGACGUCCCCUUGCACAAGGCUUGCCGUCGCCUACUGGCUCCCGAGUCCAACUUUCUACGGACGGUCCGGCUGUUGCUAGGAGCAGCUGGAGCCCCGCCCCCUAACGCGGUCAACCGCGACGGACACGCCCCUCUGCACCUGCUGCUGUUCUGCCAAGAAAGCGCCACCAACCUUGACCUGCUGCGGGAGCUGCUGAAACGUGGUGCUGACGUCAACCUGCGAACCGGGGCCGGGGAACACCCCUUGACCCUGGCCCUGCGGUUCCAGAAGGUCACUUCCGCCAUAGCGUUGCUGAAGGAAGGUGCUGACCCCAACGCCAUGGAGGCUGAUGGCACGACCCCCAUGCACUUCGCCUGCCAGAUGGGUGACGUGUCGCUUUUUCGCCUCUUGGUCCAAGGGAGGCGAUCCGAGUCACGUCAACUCGUCGGGAUUCACUCCCCUCAGAUGCGCCGUGUCAUGCCGCCCGGAAGUGAGAUACGAUAUAGUGCGAGCAUGCGCGGAGGUCGGGGCGGCGUGCAUGCAGCGAUUGGUAGAAACGAAUUUUGUGAGUUCUGGUGACGAAGUAGUUACCUUACCCUCGGGACUAACCGUCUUCCUCCCGAUGCUGUCGUCGCCUUUCCACUACGCGUUCUCCCAGGGUGACAUCGCCGUGAUGCAGCUGCUUCUGACGUCAGGAGCAGUCACGUGCCGAGAGCUGCACGAGACGAGGAGGGCAUGUCUUCUGACUGAUGUCCUGGACCUCAGCGCCCAGGACAGACAAGCUAUCCAGUUCGUGCUGACCUCCGCUGCUUCUCCUCCAUCCCUACAAGUGCUGACACAGUGGAAAAUCUCUCAGCUGGUCGGGUGCCGGUUGGACAGGAGCUCGCGGGUCAACUGUCUGGGCCUUCCGUCAAUGCUGAAAGAGUUUGUUUUGUUUGCUAACUUGUGAACGGGAUUAAAGGCUAACCCGGGAGCAAAAUUAUUUUCAAAAGAUUGUUUUUAAAGUUCAUUAUUGUAUAAUAAUUUGCGAUGUCUGAGUGGAAGAUUCUCGUUUCGUUCGUGAAUUACUUCGCAAAUCCCUGACCUGGGUUUUGCAAAGAGUUCAAAACAUUUUCGGCGACAUCAAAUAGUAGGCUUGCUGAUUUUAUCGCCACACAUUUAAAGCUGUCGCAGCGCCGGCGGCCAUCAAUGAUGCCAGAAUUUUCUAUUUACUGUUUAACUGUAUAUUUCUCUAAAAAAUAAAAUAUUUGUUUAAAGUUAA
Molecule: messenger RNA, 2948 nt
Organism: Pomacea canaliculata
Lineage: Eukaryota; Metazoa; Mollusca; Gastropoda; Architaenioglossa; Ampullariidae
Product: ankyrin-3-like
Exons: 2
Coding region: 263-2266 (667 amino acids)
Molecular function (GO): protein binding
Source: RefSeq, a predicted model, not a curated record